AUGUUAAUUGUGCCUCUGAUGGAGUGUUCCUUCUCCGCAGGUCUCCGCGGCCGUAACGCAGGACUACCAAGGUUCGUCCCAAGAGACUCAGCGCUCAACGCGGUGGAAUCUAUGUCUUCUCUCUUGAAUGCCAUCAUGCACGCGAGGCUCCUGGAACCUUGUUUCACGAUUAUUCUAGAACACGAACACAAAGCUCAUACAAAAAUCUCAAUCCAUCCCGGGAGAGCCUUUCUCAUACAAUUGUCUUCUUAUUGCACAGUUGCAGAUAUCAACUGCGAUUUCAGCGGCGAUCCUGACGGCCUGGGCCAGGAGAGGCUCUCGGCGCGGCUCAAGAAGCCCCCGGCCUUCAAGGGGCACCCGCUCUUCGCCGACGACAGGAGGGCCGACCCCUUCAGCGACGGCGAGUGCCAGAUCCGCCAGGACGCGGGCGACGCGUCCGGGCUGGUGUACAACCUGCUGGUGACGGACCUGACCAAGUGCGGCGUCGUCAGGAAAGAUGGCUACGUGAACCUCCGCGUGUGGUUCCCACAACUCGAGGGCGUGGUGCUGGCCACCGACCAAGAGGUCAUCAUCAUGUGCAAGCCAGCUUCGCCGACUAUCAUCGAGAACCGAGCGGCCGGCUUUGCAGGAGCCCUGCCGUCGGCGGGGCGAGUGUCAGGCGUGGUGGAGGAGACUCCAGGGCGCCUGGAGUACGAGGUGGCGCUGUACCGAGAGGUCAAGGCGCGGGCGGGGGAGACCCACACCCCGGUGGACCAGGCAGUACCCAUUGGGACUCGACUGCAACUACGCGCCAAAAUCAACACUCAGUCCACUUGGAAAUACGUGAAACUAAUGGAGGUGACGGUCUCGAGCGACCCGGCCGACCCGUACGCCCCGGGCCACGUGUCGCUGGUCAAGGAUGGGUGCCGACUGCCGGACUUCUCCUCGAUCGUGCCGCAACAGCCGCGACGCCCCAGCGAGGACACGGGCGAGGUCAGGCUCGACUUCGAGGCCUUCAUGCUCAACUCCAAGAUGGCCGGCUCCUCGCAGCUGUGGAUCCACGCCUCCGUCAAGGCCUGCAUCGACUCCAGGGACUGCCUCCCCGAGUUCUGCUUAGACCUCUUCCAGCCAUCGGGUCACGGUCGACGCCGGCGCCGAAGGACGACCUUCUACGCUGACGGCAUCCUCGAGGUGUCGGCUGCCCACAACACCUCGCUCUCCACGCUACUCCCUUCGCGCCGCCCGCGGGCCCGUCGCCCGCCGCAGACGCCAGCUGCCCGCAGCCAGAUGACGUACCAAAGGCAUGGCGGAGGAGAUCCCAAACAGGGAUCUGAAAAAGUUGCUGAUCACAAAGUCGAAUACUUUUGUCAGGUCGAUGAAGGCGACAUACAGAAUCAUUUGUUGCUCUUAACAUUUCUCCUGCAGCUACAGGUCUACUGUAGAUCUGUGAGCACGGAAGCUACAUUAUUUCAGAGGCGCUGUUUUGCUUUCAGAGGGCCCAAGGGCUUUCUUGAUGCCUUCGUACAUCCCUCUGGUAUUGCCUGUGAGUACUACAGUCUGGAUUUCUUCACAAAGCUGCAUCCAGUUUCGGAAGGGAACGCCACUCUAAAUUUCCUCCCGGAAGCAAAGGCCUUGUCUGCAAGCGCUCCGGGCUCCUCGGCCAAGAUCGGAGACAACAUCGGCGUUACUGUCAUUAUGCCAGAAGAAUUCUUCAGCAAAACGGAAGCAAUGUACCAGUCCUGCGCCACUUUCAUGGUCCUCUCCGGUUUCCUGGGACUUAGUCUGCUGCUGGCCGCUGGCUUCCUCUGCUUCCUCACAGCCCGGCUGCACAAAACCGUGGUGCACGCCCACACCUCUAAUCUGGAUACGGUUAUCAAAGAGCAUCACCAUAAGUACGGCGUGAGAGACUUCCUGGACCCUCCUUUCCAAUGA
Messenger RNA from Penaeus indicus, 1911 nucleotides. RefSeq lists its product as uncharacterized. The coding region runs from base 1 to 1911 and encodes 636 amino acids. NCBI's taxonomy places the organism in Eukaryota, Metazoa, Arthropoda, Malacostraca, Decapoda, Penaeidae. The record is from RefSeq and is a predicted model, not a curated record. The transcript has 12 exons.